AUGGAGAAGGAGCUAUUCCUUAAUGGUGGUGAAUCUGGUGAUCACCUUUCUUAUUAUACUCAGCAGAUGCUUCGAAGCCAGUGUUGCAGCGUUGAAGCCUUGAAAGAUCAAGGGUUCUGCAGAUGGAACUACACCAUCAGAUCAUUACACCAACAUGCCAAGAACAAUAUCAGAUCAGUUUCUCAGUCGUCCAAGAAUUUGCUUCUUCAUCUUCUGCUGUGGUUUUCAGAAGCUUCUAAUACCAGAAAUUGCAAUAAUGUUUCUAAAGGUAGUGAUGCUAACAAGCUUAAACAAGCUGAGGAGUCUCUCAGGACUGUGAUGUACCUGAGUUGCUGGGGACCUAAUUAAGUUUUUCUAGUAGGUGUCCGUACAUAAUACAAGUUUUCAGUAUUAUCGAUAGCUGCAGUUUCCCGAGGCACAUGGAAGCAGCUUAAUAGCUUAUUGUACAUAAUGUAUGUGGAUUGUAUAUGUAUAAUUUCAGGAGAUUGUAAUUUCCCUGGAUGACUAUGUUUCUUUGUCUAAGUUAAUGUGUAAAAAAUAUAUUAUCUUGA
Molecule: messenger RNA, 551 nt
Organism: Pistacia vera
Lineage: Eukaryota; Viridiplantae; Streptophyta; Magnoliopsida; Sapindales; Anacardiaceae
Exons: 3
Coding region: 1-348 (115 amino acids)
Source: RefSeq, a predicted model, not a curated record